Messenger RNA from Setaria italica (foxtail millet), 3106 nucleotides. Its product is annotated as type II inositol polyphosphate 5-phosphatase 15. Lineage: Eukaryota; Viridiplantae; Streptophyta; Magnoliopsida; Poales; Poaceae. Gene Ontology annotation, molecular function: protein binding; phosphatase activity. The annotation marks the transcript as partial. The transcript is spliced from 10 exons. Gene Ontology annotation, biological process: phosphatidylinositol dephosphorylation. The record is from RefSeq and is a predicted model, not a curated record.
CCCGCCGCCUCCGCCUCGGCCUCCGGUUCCUUCUCCGACCCGCGCAGCCGCGCGCCUCCGGCGUCGCAUCACCCGCACCCGCAGCCGCCGCAUCUCCUCCACCCCAGCCACUCCCUACCCGCCUUCCCCGCCGCGGCCUCCCGCUCCGCCGCCGCCGUCUGGCCCCCUCCCCCGGGGCCACACCACUCGGGCUCCCUCCUGGAGUUCGCCGCCGCCCCGGCCUCGCGCGCGCACCGCCCUCCCGCCCGCUCCGCGGCGCGCGCCGACCGACCGCCCCCGCUCGAGCUGCGCCCGCGCCCGCCCAGGGAGUCGCAGGCCCGCGCCGCGCUCCGCGCGCUCGCCUGCUGCCGCGAUGCUUCCCGCGGCGGCGCCCGCCUGUGCCUGUGGGCCGCGGGCGAGGCCGGUGUCAGGGCGUGGGACCUCGCGGACGCCUUCCGCUUGCCGCCGGCUCGGCAGCGCUGGGGCGACGAGGCAGCCGCGCCCUUCAGGGAGUCGAGCAGGACGCCGCAGGCGCUCUGCCUCGUGGCGGACCCCGGUCGUGGGGUGGUGUGGAGCGGCCACGCGGACGGCCGGGUCAUGGGGUGGAGCGCGGAUCCUGGACCGGACGCGGGGGAGUGCCUCGCGUGGGAGGCGCACCGUGGGCCGGUCUUCGCGUUUGGCCGUCUCUCCCUACGGGAUUCACGCACUAAGGAGCUUCUAAAAGUGGUAAAUAUUGACGGCCAAGUUGAUACCCGUUUCGACAUCUUAUCUGCUCAGGAUCCAUGUAGCUAUGAAACAAAGCAAACCUUAUUCUCCUCUCCAAGGAAAGAGAAAGCUCGCAGUCCUGUUGGUUUCUUGCAGAGAUCACGAAAUGCUUUGUUGGGAGCAGCUGAUGCAGUCCGGAGAGUUGCUGUUAAAGCAGGUUUUGGAGAUGACACUCGGAGAAUAGAAGCAUUUACAAUGUCGACGGAUGGGAUGAUCUGGACAGGAUCUGCAAAUGGCUCUCUUGCCCAAUGGGAUGGUAGUGGUAACCGCUUGCAAGAGUUCCUGCAUCAUUCAUCAUCUGUUCAAUGCAUUUGCAGUUUUGGAACAAGAUUAUGGGUGGGUUACAUGGAUGGCAGCAUCCAGCUGUUGGACCUUGAAGGAAACUUGUUAGGCCAAUGGGCUGCACAUAGUAGUCCAAUUCUGAGUAUGGCUGUUGGAGGUUCAUAUAUCUUUACACUGGCUGGUCAUGGAGGAAUCCGCGGAUGGAACUUGUCAUCCCCAGGGCCUCUUGACAGCAUUUUGCGUUCAGAGUUGAUUGAGAAAGAUGCAUCAUACAAAAAUUUUGAAUAUAUGAAAGUAUUAGUAGGUUCGUGGAAUGUUGGGCAAGAAAAGGCAUCCUAUGAAUCUUUAAGAGCUUGGCUAAAACUCCCGACACCAGAAGUUGGAGUUAUUGUAGUUGGAUUGCAGGAGGUAGACAUGGGUGCUGGUUUUCUUGCAAUGUCUGCUGCCAAAGAAACGGUAGGGCUAGAGGGAAGUCCAAAUGGAGAGUGGUGGUUGGAUGUCAUUGGCCAGAUUUUGAAGGGCCACUCCUUUGUGCGUGUUGGUUCAAGGCAGAUGGCUGGAUUAAUCAUUGCUAUAUGGGUCAGAAUAAAUCUUAAGCAGUUUAUUGGGGAUAUUGACAAUGCAGCAGUGGCAUGUGGAUUAGGGCGAGCAAUCGGCAACAAGGGAGCAGUAGGAUUGAGAAUGAGAAUACAUGAUAGAAGCAUUUGCUUUGUAAAUUGUCAUUUUGCUGCACAUAUGGAAGCUGUGAGCAGAAGGAAUGAAGACUUUGACCAUGUAUUUAGAUCAAUGACAUUUUCUUCCCCUUCCAAUGGAUUAUUGACGACAUCAGUUUCUGGUUCUGGUACUCAGCUUCUUCGAGGAGCAAAUGGAUCAGGACUGCCCGAGUUGUCAGAUACAGACAUGAUUGUGUUUCUUGGUGACCUCAACUACCGGCUUUCUAAUAUUUCUUAUGAUGAGGCAAUGGGCUUGGUUUCCCGUAGAUGCUUUGAUUGGCUGAGAGACAAUGACCAGCUACGAGCAGAAAUGAGAUCUGGAAGAGUCUUCCAGGGGUUACGUGAAGGAGAAUUCAAGUUCCCCCCUACUUACAAAUUUGAGAAACACAUAGCAGGCUUAUCAGGUUAUGAUAGUAGUGAGAAAAAGCGCAUUCCAGCCUGGUGCGACAGAAUCCUAUAUCGAGACAGCCGAGCUAGUUCGGAAACUGAGUGCUCUUUGGAAUGUCCUGUGGUUGGUUCAAUAUCACUGUAUGACUCUUGCAUGGAAGCAACAGACAGUGAUCACAAACCUGUAAAAUGUGUGUUCAAUUUAGAUAUUGCUCAUGUCGACAAGCAAACAAUGAGGAAGAAAUAUGGGGAAAUAAUGACCUCAAAUAAGAAAGUGCGGUACUUGCUUGAGGGUAUGGAGGCUUUCCCUGAAGUAAAUAUCAGCACUGAUGAUAUCAUUCUGCAAGAUCAAAACCCUUCUGUUGUGAAAUUACAAAACAGAAGUACAAAAGAGUUGGCUUGUUUUGAGAUCAUUGGUCAGAUACCAAACUCGUCUGGCACACCUUUUUCAGGUUUCCCUUCUUGGCUGAAGGUUUCUCCAGCAGUUGGUAUGAUUUCUCCAGGACAAUCAGUGGAAGUGACAUUGCAACAUGGACAACUACGAAGUCAGGACUAUCUUUCUGGAACCUCAGGGAAUAGUUCUGGAGCUGACCAAGAAAAGGCUGCAACGCUGCUGGUGACGGUCACUGGAGUGUACUCGACAGCCAGGAGAGAUCACAAGAUACAUGUACAGCACCAGAACGGCAGGGACGCAUUUCCGGCAAGAGGUUACAACUUUGCGGAUCGAUUCUUUGGUUGAGGCAUGGUUGUGAAGCUAAUUUAGUUUGUGGAUCAGAGAGGUUGGAACUACUGGGCGUGUGAUGACGCAUAGCCGGUUUUUCUUUUCAUCUAAGUGUGCAUAGAAAUUGAAUGUUGUAGGGAAAAAAAUCUUAUUGUGAGAGUGACAGCAAAAAAGGGUUUCUUGAUGUAAAAUUUAUCGUCCCAAAGAAAAUUUUUGAACAAGUACGGCGAUAUAAACUGCAAAGCUGAUAUUUUCUGAA